Messenger RNA from Penicillium canescens, 5490 nucleotides. RefSeq lists its product as uncharacterized. Gene Ontology annotation, cellular component: mitochondrion. Gene Ontology annotation, molecular function: metal ion binding; urea carboxylase activity; ATP binding. The coding region runs from base 1 to 5490 and encodes 1829 amino acids. NCBI's taxonomy places the organism in Eukaryota, Fungi, Ascomycota, Eurotiomycetes, Eurotiales, Aspergillaceae. The transcript is spliced from 2 exons. The record is from RefSeq and is a predicted model, not a curated record.
AUGAUACAAAACCACUCCACCGGAGGCGAGGAGCAGCCUCUUACUAUUUCUCAAUGGCGUGAAUUACAAGAAACUGUUUCCGAGCCAACUCACAUUUUGUCGCUGCUCGAGCGAGCACAACCCAACACAUCAAAUGCAUGGAUCUCAUUAGCAACACCUGAACAGAUCAUCACGCAGUGGGAGAACAUCACAGCACUUCAAUCCGAAGGAAAAGAUCUUCCAUUAUUCGGCGUGCCAUUUGCCGCCAAGGAUAAUAUCGACGCCGCUGGGUUCUGCACAACGGCCGCAUGCCCAUCAUUUGGCUCUGAGCCCGUCACCACCGAUUCAACCGUUGUUCAACGAUUGAAAUUGCAAGGAGCCAUUAUAAUUGGCAAGACCAACCUGGAUCAAUUUGCCACGGGUCUCGUCGGUACCCGAUCACCGUAUGGAGCCGUUGCCAAUACUUUCGAUCCAAAGCGAGUCAGCGGCGGAAGCAGCUCCGGGAGCAGCGUGGUCGUUGCUCAGGGGCUAGUUCCUUUCUCUCUUGGAACAGAUACAGCAGGGUCAGGAAGGGUACCUGCUGGCUUCAAUAAUCUUGUUGGACUUAAGCCCACGCGAGGGGCUUUGAGUGCACAUGGCGUGGUACCGGCAUGCCGCUCACUUGAUUGUGUUUCCAUUUUCGCCUUGACGCUGGAAGAUGCAGACCUCAUCCUGCAACUGGCCGAGGGGUAUGAUGUUCGAGAUUCAUACUCGAGAGAUCGGGCCAGCUGGGCGACUGACAAGUCUCCUCGAGGAGCUUUACCCUCCCAACCGAAGCUGGCUAUAUGCUCCAACCCUGAAUGGUUUGGCCGGACCGAGCAGACUGGGCCAUAUCAAAUGGCAUUGGCCAAGGCCGAACUGCUGGGGUGGAAGCUAGAGUCCGUUGAUUUUUCACCCCUAUUCUCUCUUGCCAACCUCCUGUAUGAAGGCCCAUGGGUUGCCGAGCGAUAUGCUGCAAUCGAGGAGUUUAUACGCUCUGUGCCAUUGGAGGCCAUGGACCCCGUAGUUCGAAGUAUCAUCAUGAAAGCCGAGCAGUUCUCUGCUGCAGAUCUCUUCGCGUGCGAAUAUAAGCGACAAGACCUGUCCCAUGAGAUCGAGCAGAUCUUUGGGCAGUACGACGCGCUGCUAGUACCCACGGCUCCCACAUUCCCUACAAUGCAAGAUCUCAUUGAUGAACCGGUCGCGGCAAACAGUCAACUGGGUAGAUAUACCAACUUCGUGAACUUCCUGGAUUGGUCUGCUUUGGCAAUUCCGGCUGGCUGGAGAGAAGACGGUCUUCCGUUUGGCAUCACGUUGAUAGGAGGGACAUGGGAAGAGCCGCGAUUGUUAAAGCUCGCUCGGCGCUGGAUGUCUGAUGGCCCACGUUUGCUGGGAGCUACGGGUGUGGAAUAUCAAGAGCUCUGCUUUGAGCUUCCUGUUCCCGUCAAUUCGAUGCAGCUGGCUGUAGUCGGUGCCCACCUUUCCGGCUUCCCUCUGAACACGGAUUUGGUCUCGCGGGGCGCUACCUUGGUCACUGCUACAGCUACAGCCCCGUGUUAUCGGCUAUUUGCACUGCAUACAACAGGCCCAGUAUCAAAGCCUGGCCUGAAGAGGGUCAGUGAUGGUGGCGAGUCAAUCGAAGUGGAGGUUUGGAACAUGCCGCUGGACAAGAUUGGCAGCUUCCUCGGUACUGUUGCAGCGCCCUUAGGCAUCGGAUCCAUUGAACUGCAAGAUGGCCAAUGGGUUCACGGGUUUAUUUGCGAGCCUGUCGGCCUCGAGAAUGCAAAAGACGUCACUAGCUUUGGCGGAUGGCGAGGGUACACCCAGUCACUCACCAGUUCUACCGCCGAAUCGUCGCGCGUCGCAUCUCCUACACCUGCAACCAGUCUCGGUGAGAAGCGUAUCACGACAGUUCUGGUUGCCAACCGCGGUGAGAUUGCACUGCGCAUCAUUCGGACUUUGAGUGAGAUGAAGAUCUCAUCUGUGGCUAUCUAUUCAAGUGCCGAUGCUCGUGCGCCACAUGUCGCUGCUGCCGAUGUUGCACUUCCCCUGGCUGGGAACACAGUAUCUGACACGUAUUUAAACGGCAAGCAGAUUCUGGAUUUGGCUAUCAACGCUGGUGCUGAUGCCGUUAUUCCUGGAUAUGGCUUUCUCUCAGAGAAUGCUGACUUUGCCGCCGCCGUUGAGGCUGCAGGUCUUGUAUGGAUUGGUCCAACUCCGGAGCAAAUGAGAGACUUGGGCUUGAAGCACUGUGCUCGUGAUAUUGCUAUCACAGCCGGCAUCCCCGUCGUUCCUGGAAGCAAGGGCUUGGUUACCAGUCUUGAAGAUGCACUGGCAGAAGCAGACAAGAUCUGCUAUCCAGUGAUGGUGAAAAGCACCGCUGGUGGAGGUGGAAUUGGCCUUCAGCGGUGCGCCGAUAUUGAUGCACUUCAAGAAGCAUUUGAUGGCGUUCGUCGACUGGGGCAAGCAAACUUUGGCGAUGAUGGAGUUUUCAUCGAGCAUUUCAUCGACCGGGCACGACAUAUCGAGGUCCAGGUGCUCGGUGAUGGCGCUGGUCGAGUCAUUUGUGCUGGAGAGCGCGACUGCUCACUGCAGCGUCGGAACCAGAAAGUUGUCGAAGAAUCUCCUGCUGGGUUUGUCCCAGUUCGAGUUCGAGCUGACAUGCGUCGGGCUGCUGCUGCUUUGGUUGUUUCCUUGCAAUAUCGCAAUGUUGGUACUGUUGAGUUCAUCUUCGACAUCGACACCGAGAACUUCUACUUUUUGGAGAUGAACACACGUCUCCAGGUCGAGCACCCAGUGACCGAGGCUGUUACAGGACUUGAUCUUGUCGAAUGCAUGAUGCGCAUUGCUAUGAAUGAUUGCACUUCUCUUUUCCCUCAGCAAAUAAAUGAAAUCCAGGUCUCCGGUGCGGGGAUUGAAGCUCGUAUAUAUGCUGAAAGCCCCCUUCAAGGAUUUCGACCCUCUCCCGGGAAGCUCUUGAAUGUCGAGUUUCCAUCUGAUGUCCGCAUCGACACUUGGGUCAGUUCAGGCCAGGAGCUAUCAUCGUCUUUUGAUCCAAUGAUUGCAAAGAUCAUCGUAUACGGCGAUGAUCGUCCUGCAGCUCUUCAAAAGCUCUCAGAAGCUCUGGCCAAGACAAUCAUUACUGGCGUGGAAACGAACCUGAGAUAUCUGCAGCAAAUUGUUGCCUGGGAGUCAUUUAGCUCUGGAUCCUUCACGACAGGAUCGCUCAAUACUUUCCCAUACGAAGUUCAAGCUGUUGAGGUCAUUGAUGCUGGGUCAAAUACGGCUGUACAGGACUUCCCUGGCCGUCAAGGUCUUUGGCAUAUCGGCGUGCCGCCCUCCGGCCCAAUGGAUUCCUACUCGUUUCGUCUCGCCAACAAAAUAGUCGGCAAUGAUGAAAAUGCUGCGGGACUUGAGUGCUUGAUCCAAGGCCCGACACUGCUCUUCCACUCUCCAACCACCGUUGCUGUCGUUGGUGCCAAUGGCCCUCUAUUUGUCGACGGGGAAGAAAAGAAGCCGGGCAUAGCGAUCAGCAUUCAAGCUGGACAGAAAAUUUCCAUCGGAACAGCGACCAAUGGUUCUCGAGCCUAUCUUGCCGUUCGAGGUGGAUUUCAAGUCCCUAAAGUCCUAGGCAGCCGUUCAACAUUCGCAAUUGGCCACCUCGGAGGACACAAUGGACGCAGCCUUCGACGUGGUGAUCUUCUUCCAUUAGCAGAUGUUACGGAAGAAGAAUUUCCAUUACCCAUGGCCCCAAUUAUUCCUCUGCCGAUACCUGAGAACCGAGAAUGGGUCGUUGGUGCGAUCCCUGGGCCACACGGUAGCCCGAGUCAUUUCACACAGGAUGGGCUUCAGGAGCUGUUCAAUGGUGAAUGGACUGUCCACUACAACAGCAAUAGGCUCGGAGUCCGCCUCACUGGGCCCCGUCCAGAGUGGGCAAGGCGAACCGGUGGUGAUGCUGGUCUGCAUCCCUCCAACAUCCACGACAGUCCUUACUCAAUUGGGAAUGUCAGCUUCACCGGUGACGAGGCAGUUGUUUUGACAGCAGACGGGCCAAGUCUGGGAGGAUUUGUCGCCUUUGCCACGAUUGCGGAGGCCGAGAUGUGGAAGUUUGGUCAGAUGCGACCAGGCGAUCGCCUUCGACUGCACCCUAUUUCUCUUGAUGAUGCGCAGGCGCUCGCAGAGGCUCUCGAGCAUUCAAUCGCUACUGUGAGCCCACUGACAUCAGAAGAUUUGAAACACAAGAGCUCGACCGCAGUCUCCAGCCCGAUCGUGAAAGAGAUCACUGAGGCUGGCCGCUUCAUUCGUUGCUGCCAGGCAGGUGAUCGAGCCUUGCUGCUUGACUUCGGCAAUGAAGAUAACUUCACACUACGACAAACAUUUCACAUCAUGAGCUUCAUUGAGAUGCACCGAGUUUCUCCAAUCCCUGGCGUUGAGGAACUCACAUCAGGAGUCCGAAGUCUCCAUAUUCGCUUGAAAGCAGGCUUCUCACUACCCCAAGUCCUUGAUGCGCUGGUCGCACACGAGCUUUCUCUUGGAAGUAAACUUUCCUCUCGACUACCCUCACGCAUCGUGCACAUGCCUCUCGUUUUCGACGAUGAGAGGAGCCGCAAUGCCAUUGCCCGCUAUACUUCGACUAUUCGUUCCUCGGCACCAUAUCUACCCAGCAACAUUGAGUUUUUGCAGAAACUGAACGGACUUGACAGCCCUACUCGUGUGGAAAGCGUACUCUAUGAAGGCACCUUCCUCGUAUUGGGCCUUGGUGAUGUGUAUCAAGGGUCCCCCUGCGCUGUACCACUGGAUCCCCGUCAUCGACUCUUCGGAACGAAGUAUAACCCAUCCCGUUCCUUCACCCCCCGUGGUGCUGUCGGUAUUGCUGGUCAAUAUCUAUGCAUCUAUGCGACCGACUCGCCUGGCGGGUAUCAGCUCGUCGGUCGUACGGUCCCUAUCUGGGAUGAGUUCCACAAGCCCCAACGAGGCGAGAAGGCCCCGUGGACCUUCUCGCUCUUGGACCAGAUUCGGUUUUACCCCGUCUCCGAAGAAGAGCUAUCCGUAGCGGAGGCCGAUGGAACCUCCAGUGAUCUCAUCAAAAUCUCCAGCGCUGAGCUGGAUCUCGAUGAAUAUGAGAAGUGGCUGAGAAAGAAAGAGAAGGAUAUCACUGCUGUUCGGGAGCAACGAUCGAAGGCGAUGCAAGAAGCGGAUUUCUUCGAUGAUCUGCUCAAGCCUUACGAUGCGGUCGCAAUGCGACCAGGUCGGGGCCAGGAGAGUGACGAAGUUAUGAUCGGAGAGCGGGUGAAGGCACUUCUGCCUGGGAGAUGUUUCCGUUUCGCUGUCAAGGAGGGAGACGAAGUUCAAGCAGGAGACCCACUGAUCUGGGUCGAGUCCAAUAAAAUGGAGGUCAAGAUAUGUGCACCGGUCACUGGGAAAUGUGUGAGACUGUUGGCCGCAGAGGGAGACAUCCUUGAGCCCAGUGACGAUGUUGUUAUUAUUCAAUAG